Molecule: messenger RNA, 1772 nt
Organism: Plodia interpunctella (Indianmeal moth)
Lineage: Eukaryota; Metazoa; Arthropoda; Insecta; Lepidoptera; Pyralidae
Exons: 4
Coding region: 32-1462 (476 amino acids)
Source: RefSeq, a predicted model, not a curated record
CCGAUUUAUUUAAAAUUGCAGACACAGCAGCAUGUGGAUUUUUCUAACGGCGCUUCUUGUUGAUGCGUCAUUUGCCGAUGACUUGGGCAGUGUUGAUCUGAGGGACGGUCUAGAAAACCGGCGAUGGGAUUACAUCAAUCCUAAUUGGGAUAAAAACCAGUUAGACCCCGAGUUGCCACCAUGGCAUCCAACUGCCCCACCGUGGAACCCAUGGGACACUCCAACGAGUUUUCCAUGGGGUCUAAUCCCUUAUUCAAGUAGUUUUAAUGCUCCUCAAGUCCCCAAGUUAAAUCAAUUGGUGGUAGACGUGUCGUCGACUGUAUCAUAUCCUACAUCAGGCCCCACGAGCGAUUCACUAGAUCCUACAUCAACCCCAUGGUAUCCAACACUAGGCCCCCCCCUAGAUCCAUGGGGACCCUCGUCAACUCCAUGGUAUCCAACACCAGACCCCACGCGAGAUCCACAAGGACCCUCGUCAACCCAAUGGUAUCCAACUCUAGGCCCCCCCCUAGAUCCAUGGGGACUCUCGUCAACUCCAUGGUAUCCUACUCCAGACCCCACGCGAGAUCCACGGGGACCCUCGUCAACCCAAUGGUAUCCAACACAAGGCCCCACGCGAGACUCAUGGGGACCCUCGUCAACCCAAUGGUAUCCAACACCAAGCCCCACGCGAGACCCAUGGGGACCCUCGUCAACCCCAUGGGGUCCCCCGACGCCAUAUAACAAUAUACCGCCUCUUCCAUGGAAACCGGAAUAUGUUAAAUACUUAAAAACCAAUUUAUUACUAUGGGAUCAUGUAGCAAGCCGUAUUCAAGAGUUACUUACAAGAGCAAGAUUGGCCUCGCAGAAAAUGGUGCAAGAUGACAGUACACUGUCAGCUGCAGUCAUGUUUGCUGUCAACAAAUUGGCACUGGAUUUAGUGAAGGAUUGCUCACCGUUUAAUUAUGCAACAAAAUAUCGAGAAACAGUGUAUAACCAAUUAUACAAGGCCAAUUCAAACCCCAUGCUUGCUGUCAACCUCAUGGAACUAUUGCUCAAUACUGUGUAUGAUGAUACUAGACAGAUUCGGGCGUUGCUCUUCAAUGACGAAGAUGCCUGUAAGAAAUGCGGGUGCCAAACUCCAAGCCCUGCCUACGAUCAACUACAGAUUCAGGUUGAGCUGGUGUUAGCAUUGAGCAGUUUAGCCCAACUUCUAGAAGACGCACACGACCUGAAGAAUGCUAUAAAAACCAAUUCAGUACAAGACUAUUUGCUUGGCGACCAUGAUGUCCAAAGAAAAAUGUAUCCUUUAACGGUAAAAACAGCUAAAGUUUUCCAGUUACUGGCUAAACGAUUUGACUGCACUUUGCAGGAUUAUAUUCCAUGGUUGAAUGAUAAAUUGGCACCUCCUAAUAAGGGCACAACUCGAGAUAAUGCCGAUUUGUCUGAUAGUGGUUCAAACGAACAUGGGUUGGUUACGUAAACGUCUUCUGGAUUUAAAUGCAAGAUAUUUUAUUUGAACAGCAAUCUAUGGGAGAUAAAUUAUUGUAUAUAGUUCCUAUUUAUGUAUAAAAACUAUUUGAAUGUAAAAAUAAUAUUGUCAUAUUUACGUUUGAUUAUAGAAUUAUAUUCCAAGAAUAUUGUAUUGUUAUUAUAAGUAAUUAGUGCUUAUUUAUUUUAUAUUAUUUAAAUUAAUUUCUGUAUAUAUAUUAUUGCAUGUGAGUACACAUAUUAUCAUAUAAAUGUCAAAAGUACUUUGGUUGUAAUAAAUAUUUUUCAUUACGUUGAAAUAA